AUGCUUACGGAGACAUCACGGCACCGGCGGACGUCCACCUUCAUCUCGGGCUGCACAAUGACGACAUGCACAUCAAUUCCGUACAGCCCCACCGACCAGAAUUCGAACGGCGUCCCUCACGGGGGUCUGCAUCGUGAGGCGCUUCUAUAUGCUGCCCAGACGCUGUCCCCGCAUCGCCCAGGUUCGGUCCAGGAGGGCUACAUUGGCGAUAUUGUUCCCUCUCAGAGCUCGAAGGAUAGCCAUGGAACUCAUCGGUUUGAAGAGCUCUGGACGAGCACUUCGACAUGGCCUUCAAUUCCUCGCCCUUCAACGCCCAACGGAAGUGCUUCACACGUCGCCGCGGACGCGAACUCCAGCAUUUCAACGCCAACUUCCAACCUCUACGAUCAGCACCCGCAUUCAUGGCAUAACGCCCAGCGCCUCGCUCAAGGCAAUCAGCCAAUCGUAUGUGAUAUCUCUCCAACGCCUUCCACGAACUCGCCGACUGUCGGGGCAACCUACAAGAAUCGGGAAGCGCCUCCUCGUCCGUUUUGGCCAGCAGCCCAUCAGCCCAUUCUUCCAGAGCAACGAUCCCCGUACUCCGAACUAGCCGUAAAUCUCGCAUUUUUGGAGAAACUCAAAGAGGAGGAAAAGGCUCGCGCGCUUGCCGCUUCAAUCGCGCUAUCUACACCUCGCAACGCGCCUUCUCCCCCAUCUGCCGACGUUACUGUCCUCCCACCACCAGCACUGUCCAAUCGGAUCGCACGACCACCUCCCGCUGACAAGAAGCAUUCAGCGGAAUCGCCAAUCUUGUCGUCCGUCAGCUUUUCAUCGAGGAGCAUCACGGUUGCCGGGCCUUCUCCCAUUACAGAAUCUGCCAAUGGCGAACGAUCUGCAGUCCCUUUUGGCUCUAACUCAGGCACCAGUGCUACAUGGAACGUGAGCACUGGCAUUGACAGCGUAAAUGGGACUGGUGGCCUUCGGAACGUGAAGGAGCCGCGUAAGCCCAGCCUCGCCUGUACGUUUUGUAGGGAACGUAAAAUCGCGUGUGGGCGUCCCCCCAGCAACAGUCUGGAUCCAACUUGCAAUCAAUGUGCACGCCGUUCAUUCAAAUGUGAAUAUAAGGAACGCAUAAAGUCGACUUCGACCGCCAGAAAGACUCGAAAGUAG
Molecule: messenger RNA, 1149 nt
Organism: Cyclocybe aegerita
Lineage: Eukaryota; Fungi; Basidiomycota; Agaricomycetes; Agaricales; Hemipholiotaceae
Source: the annotation of a GenBank genome assembly